Cololabis saira (Pacific saury) is the source of this 761-nucleotide messenger RNA. RefSeq names its product zinc finger protein 436-like. Lineage: Eukaryota; Metazoa; Chordata; Actinopteri; Beloniformes; Belonidae. The record is from RefSeq and is a predicted model, not a curated record. Gene Ontology annotation, cellular component: nucleus. Gene Ontology annotation, molecular function: histone H3K36 methyltransferase activity; recombination hotspot binding; histone H3K4 methyltransferase activity. The transcript has a single exon. Bases 25 to 576 code for a protein of 183 amino acids. Gene Ontology annotation, biological process: positive regulation of reciprocal meiotic recombination.
GAGUUCAGUAAAAGUCGUAAUUUAAUGGAUCACAUGAAGAUCCACACUGGCGAAAGGCCGUACCUGUGCAACAUCUGCGGCAACGCCUUUAUUAAUUUAUCAUAUCUUAAAAGCCACAUAACUACGCACACGGGCGAGAAGCCCUACAUCUGCAAAACAUGUGGAAAGAGUUACAAGCAACAUUCCCACCUGGUGAUUCACUCCAGGACCCACACUGGCGAAAGGCCAUACCUGUGCAACACGUGCGGAAAAACCUUUACUUAUUUACCGGUUCUUAACCGCCACAUAGCCACGCACACGGGCGAGAAGCCCUACAUCUGCAAAACAUGUGGAAAGAGUUACAAGCAACGUUCCAGCCUGGUGAUUCACUCGAGGACCCACACCGGCGAAAGGCCGUACCUGUGCAACACCUGCAACAAAACCUUUACUAGAUCAUCACAUCUUAAAAGCCACAUAACCACGCACACGGGCGAGAAGCCAUAUUUGUGCAAGACGUGCAACAAAGGUUUUAGCCGCAGAAUUUAUUUGCUGAGUCACAGUAAAAAUCACCCGGAGGAGAAGUCUGGUGAUUCGUGACAAAUGAAGCUCAUGUUGUCGUCCUCCGGGGGCAGCUGUCCACUCCUGUCUGACCCACAGAAGAAGAACCCGCAGAAGUCCAACCACCACCUCCUGUGGCUGAUGAGCCUAAUCCCCUCCCCACAAGGGUUGAAGGUUCAACCCGGAUUUAUGCUUCUCCGUCAACUUGACGCAGAGGGAACGAU